GAAAGAAACAGCAAAAAAGCGAAGAGACGCGACCUGAAAAAUAUGCAGAGACGGAUAGAUAGAAAAUCAAAAUUGGUACAUUUUUUAGAGAGAGAGACUUCACUUUGAAAAAAAAAAAAAAAGAUUUUCCUGAGAGAGAGAGAGAGAGAUCUGAGUUAAGCAACGAGUGUGGAAGAAGACUGAGUGGACUCGUGGUGUGGAGGCGAGUCACUGUUUCAAAUAUUAAGAUCGUGACCUGGUCGGAUCCUGUAUCUUGAAAUUGACGUUAACCGUCCGAUUUAACCCCUCUCUGUCUCUCUCUCUUUAAAAUUUCAACCUUUUUUGAAGCCAAAUUGAAAGGGAAAGAAAAACCUAAUCGGUCGGGUCAGGUUGCGGAUCUUUCUGUAUUUGGAUGCUGCAUCUACUUUCUUAGAUAAAACGUCUGUGGAAGCUUUAACUUCACUGUAAAUGGAACUGAGGAUAAAAAAUGGAAGGCAUUUGGGCAAUUGUGAAGAAAUUAUAGCAUUGCUGAAUUUUUUAGUAGUUUCAAUUGAAUUUUACUAUAGUUAGUAUUGGAGGUGGAUAGCAAAGCCUAAAAGCCCUAAUCUUGGUAAUUGUGGAACCUUAGAAAAUAGAAUCUUUUAUCUUCAAAGAUAUUAUUUUGGAGAAUUUGAGAUAAAGGUGGAAGGGGAUUUUUGUUAAUUUUUAUGUUUUUAAUGUUAGAGGUAUUGGGGAUGGGGGAAAUCAUAGCUUAGGAUAGAAAUCAAAGAGAGUUAAGUAUAAUGGAGGAUCUUUCCAAGUAUGCCCAUAGUCCUGCCCAUUUAGCCGUUGCCCGCCGUGACUAUGCUGGGCUUAGGCGCAUUAUCUCGACGCUUCCUCGGCUUGCCAAGGCUGGUGAGGUUAAUACUGAAGAAGAAUCUGUUGAGGCUGAGCUCCAUGCUGACACUAUCUCAGCUGUCAUAGAUCGUCGUGAUGUCCCAGGUAGGGAGACUCCACUGCAUUUAGCAGUGCGGUUGCGAGAUCCAAUCUCGGCAGAGAUUUUGAUGGCAGCUGGAGCAGAUUGGAGUCUUCAGAAUGAGCAUGGUUGGAGUGCUUUGCAAGAAGCAGUAUGCACAAGGGAAGAGGCAAUUGCUAUUAUCAUUGCACGACACUACCAGCCACUUGCCUGGGCAAAAUGGUCUCGUAGACUUCCUAGGAUUGUUGCCUCAGCAGCUCGCAUCCGUGACUUUUACAUGGAGAUAACUUUUCAUUUUGAAAGUUCAGUCAUUCCAUUUAUUGGUCGCAUUGCACCAUCAGACACUUACCGCAUUUGGAAGCGGGGUUCAAAUCUCCGUGCUGAUAUGACACUUGCUGGAUUUGAUGGGUUCCGUAUUCAAAGAUCAGACCAAACAUUUCUCUUUCUAGGUGAAGGCUACACUUCGGAGGAUGGGAAUCUUUCUCUUCCUCCAGGCUCUUUGAUUGCUCUUUCUCAUAAGGAAAAAGAAGUUACAAAUGCUCUUGAGGGGGCUGGUGCACAACCAACAGAAUCAGAAGUUACUCAUGAAGUAGCAUUAAUGUCUCAAACUAAUAUGUAUAGGCCUGGUAUUGAUGUCACUCAGGCUGAGCUUGUUCCUUAUUUGAAUUGGAGGCGACAAGAGAGAAGUGAGAUGGUUGGAAACUGGAAGGCUAAAGUUUAUGAUAUGCUUCACGUGACAGUCAGUGUGAAGUCAAGGAGGGUUCCUGGUGCAAUGACUGAUGAAGAGCUUUUUUCUGUGGAUGAUGAAGAAAGGAUGGCAAAUGGUGGUGAAAAUGACGAGUACGAUGAUGUAUUGACAGCUGAGGAAAGGAUGCAGUUAGAUUCAGCACUUUGUAUGGGAAAUUCAGAUGGUUUUUGUGAUGAUGAUGAGCAUGGGUUUAUUGACUGUCAAGAAAAUGGUUCAGGAGGUUCCUAUGAAAAUUGUGAAUCAAAUGGUGUUGCUAAGGAGAAGAAGAGCUGGUUUGGCUGGAAUAAGAAAGGCUCAAAGAAUGGUGAUGAUCCUGAGGAUUCAAAGAUUUUGAAGAAGUUCUCAAAAUUGGCCCCUGAAGGUAGCAAUCGGCAAGUUGAUAGUCACAAAUCAUCUUCUGAAUUUACAAGGGAAGAUGCUGUGGAUGGCAAGAAGGGUAAAGAUAAAGGCAGCAAGAAGAAGAAGAAGAAAGGGGGCAUUAGUGAUGCUAAAUAUGAGAGUGAGUAUAAGAAGGGUUUGAGACCUGUUUUAUGGUUAACGCCAGAUUUCCCUUUAAAGACUGAGGAGCUCCUGCCUUUACUUGACAUAUUAGCUAACAAGGUCAAGGCUAUAAGGAGACUAAGGGAGCUUCUGACAACUAAACUGCCUUUGGGCACAUUUCCAGUCAAGGUUGCCAUCCCUAUUGUCCCAACUAUUCGAGUCCUUGUAACUUUCACAAAAUUUGAGGAGCUUCAGCCCAUGGAGGAGUUCUCAACACCUCUUUCCAGCCCAGCUCAUUUCCAGGACGCCAAGUCAAAGGAAUCAGAGGGUUCAACAUCAUGGAUUUCAUGGAUGAGAGGGAGUCGUGGUGGCCAGUCAAAUGAUAGUGAUAGUCAUCGCUACAAGGAUGAGGUUGAUCCUUUCCACAUACCAUCUGACUAUACCUGGGUAGAUGCCAACGAGAAAAAACGCCGUAUGAAAGCCAAGAAAGCCAAAAGCAAGAAACACAAACGGCAGGCAGCAGCCAAAGGUGGGGAUGGAGGCCAACAGAUAAAUGAAGAGGUAGAAGAAUAAUUACGUGGUCCCAGUUAUUUUACACCUUCAGUGGCAUCUGCCAGAGAAAGAGGAGGUAGGGCUCCUCCCUCUACCCACUUUACAUUUUUCUAAUUGCACUUCGCUACAUAGGGCUCGUUGAUUUGCAGAAUGAUUGGUAGGUGAAUCACUUUGAUUAAGAAGAGCCUUGUCUUCUUCUGUUGUUGUAUUGUUAUGUGAUGUGAAAUUGGAGAGGGACAAUCUCCUUGUUUCUCUGAUAUCUUGUAUCGAUUCUAGUUUUUCUUGGACAUCAAAAUCUUUGUAUCUAAAUCCACGGUCAUCAAAGUUUCAUUUUUGUGAUUGGUAUUCUUUUUCCUGUCA
Durio zibethinus is the source of this 3074-nucleotide messenger RNA. RefSeq lists its product as uncharacterized. Gene Ontology annotation, molecular function: protein binding. Lineage: Eukaryota; Viridiplantae; Streptophyta; Magnoliopsida; Malvales; Malvaceae. Gene Ontology annotation, cellular component: cytoplasm. The record is from RefSeq and is a predicted model, not a curated record.